AAAACUGCAAAGCAGCUUGAAGGCUGCGGUGCAAAUUGCACGUGGCAGCGCAGUUUCAAACGUUGUUAAAUACAACAUCACUUCUGUUGAUAAUUAAAAUGAGACGUUAUUGUGAGAUAAAGGCUUCACUCCGUUUAAAAGAGAGCUUUCAACAGGUUCUGCCCUGUGCUUGCUCCUGUGUAGUGAACUAUACGGAGGCUUCACUCUUUUCCGAAUUUAAUCACUUUGCUUUUCUUUUUUUUAUCAAAUGAUGCGUUUUACACGUUAACUUGUGCACUUUUCACAUUCGGAGAUUUAGAGAUUCAGAAAAGGGGUCUUACGAGAAAUUAAAAAGGCAGUAAUAUUUGGGAGUAACGCGGCACAUUUCAAAGCAUUUUCUCUGCGAUAUUUGAAAACGGAGUCGUGCAGCGAACGCCUGCGUGUCCCUUUUAAAACAAACCCAGCGCCUGUCAAUCACAGCGCAUUCCAACCAAUCCCAAAGCUCCCUUUUUAAAAGCAGGUUUGCCUGCUGUGCUUUUAUAUUGCACCAUGGCCUGUUUCGAAGCAUUUUUACUACCACGGUUAUUGCCACAAAUCAAGAGGGCAAAGUGAACGGCAUGGGACUCACACCAACUUUAUCGAAAUUGAGUCUGGUUCCUACUUCUGCGAAGUUCACGGCCAAGAAUUUCACAUGCAGAUGAUAUACAACAGGGAAAAUGGAAACAGACUUUCUAGGUGUAUCCUGAGUGCUGCAUGCGUUGAUUUUGCAAACUCAUAGCCAAACUCACAACAAAACAUGACAAGCCUUUCGAGGUUUAGUGGCUGCCCUCUCUCUUGCGUCAACCCCGGGGAGAGCAAUACUGAACCCAGCGUGGUGCUGCCACCUUUGGCAGGAGAGCACAUGGGACACCCCACUGGCAGUUCCUUAAAACUCUGCCCCUCGCACAAUUUGCGAGACUACCCCGAGACGAGGUCCGGUGCAUAUGUUGACCAUUCGGUUCCCAAUUUUUCAGACUCUGGAUAUCCCAGCCAUCGGUUAGAGCACAGCCCUAGGGGCAUUAUCAUUGGAGCCAAUCUUUCUGGAGCCGGCAUGCCACCCGUCACUGAUCAACUGGCAUCAAGAGCUACCCAACAUGGCGGGAUUGGAAGGUACCGCGACUUUCCUGGCUGCAGGGACAACAGAAGUCAUGCUUUUUUCACGAGUUACCAGGAGCAGGCCCACGCCUCCACGGACCCAUCUCGAGACCUGGGCAGCCAGAUGAUGCUGGGUCUCCCUGGCGACCUCCUCACCCGGACUCACCCCUACGGCCAAACGCUUAGCCCCAAGGGAAACCAGCAACUUGUUACACAAUUCCUGGGUCUGUACAAACCCCUGAACAUGGCAAUCCAGCGUGGAGGAGGCGACGCGUUCUUCAGAUGCUCUAAACAAACAGUGAAGCAUGAACUGGUGUGCAGAUGGAGUGACGGCCAAGAAGGCGCUGGGAAGCUGCCCUGCUCCAGAUCCUUCGGGACCAUGUAUGAACUUGUCACCCAUGUGACAGUGGAGCAUGUCGGAGGACCUGAGCAUUCUGAAUAUGUGUGCCACUGGGAGAACUGUGCCAGGGAGAGGAAGCCUUUCAAAGCCAAAUACAAGCUGGUGAACCACGUCAGGGUCCACACAGGGGAGAAGCCCUUUCCGUGCCCCUUUCACGGCUGUGAGAAAGUUUUUGCAAGAUCAGAAAAUCUAAAGAUCCACAAGAGGACGCACACAGGUGAAAAACCUUUUAGAUGCGAGUUCGAGGGCUGCAACCGGAGGUUCGCGAACAGCAGCGACAGAAAGAAGCACUCGCACGUGCACUCCAACGACAAACCCUACAUGUGCAAGGUCAGGGGCUGCGACAAGUGCUACACCCACCCCAGCUCCCUGCGAAAGCACAUGAAGCUGCACUGCAACAAGACCCACGUCCCCAAAAGCGGCGACGCGCGUCCUGGCGACGGGGGUCACGCUGCGGAGGCCAGGUCAACGCGAGUCCCGGACGGAGGCCAGAUCAGCCCCCCCCACGCCCCCGCCUCAUCUCAAGACGUCCCCCUGUCCCCAGAGAGUCGAGACGAGCCGACCCCCAGGUCACGUUUCCAUCACACGUUUGACAGCAGUUUGGACUACUCCGCUCACAGGUCACAGCCCCUCUUGGACCCUUUGUUGUUACAAAGAGGCAGCUACAGGUCCCAGUCCUCCCAGUACCCCUGCAACCAGACAGGUCACACUUUCGCCCAAAGCCCGAGGACUUUCCCCUCCACUUCCCCUUUUCAGAAAAGCAUCGUCAAUGGUUGGUACACAUGCCACAGCGGCGUGGACUCCUUCCCACCAAAGCAUUGUAAUAACAUCCCGUCCCUCUGACUUUCUGUCGGGCCGAGGUGGGCGACCUACAAGUCUGGGGGCUAGUUAUUAGUGUUUGGGCCCAACACUUGCAUCUGUAUCUCCUUUAUUCUCUGUAUUGUUGUGCCUGUUAUAUGGGAUAUUUUGUGACAAGUGCUGAAUUAGCCGAUUUGAAACCCUUUGCAUUGCUAAAUGUGGCGAGCUUUAAUUGUUGUUGUGAGGCCUACACCACCCCGCACUGACCUGCAGAAACGUUUGCAAAGUGUAUAUGCCUAUUUGUUUGCUGUGUUGCAUAAUUAUUAAAGCUAUAUAUCUUACGUGAGACAAAAGAUGACAAAGGAUUUAAUGGGAAACGCGCGCGAUUAGUCCUCUGAACGGGGCCGUUAGUGAACAGUAGAGGGACAAAGCGUUGCUGAAUGUAGCCCUACGUGCAUGGGUCCUCGUUGAAUGUAACGUAAACGUGACGUGCGUCUGGACGUGUAGAGACGUUGUUCGUGCUUUUUCCCCCGUGCGCGUCGCGCGGUGAAACGACAUCUGAAGGAUCUGCGCCUCACCUUAACGCGCGAGACCUCUGAAACCUGCGCGACGAGCCUGAAGCGUGAAUUUCCUUUUAAUUAAAAUACUGCGAGGCUCAGUAGGUUUUCUUCUCCUUCAUUAGGUCCCACAUUCAUUACACAUUCGUACUUCUGUUUGUAUUAUAUGUAUAUUUCACAUUUCUGUGCACAGUGUGAGCAUAAACCAGUGUUCGUGAUGCUAUUAAAAGCGUUUAAUUAGCAUAUCAAUUCCACUGUACAUAAGCCUACUGUAUAAUUAAUUAUGUAUUCUAUAUUUUAUUAAAGUGUCUAUAUUCUCUUUGA
Molecule: messenger RNA, 3192 nt
Organism: Betta splendens (Siamese fighting fish)
Lineage: Eukaryota; Metazoa; Chordata; Actinopteri; Anabantiformes; Osphronemidae
Gene: zic6
Product: zic family member 6
Exons: 2
Coding region: 776-2356 (526 amino acids)
Biological process (GO): central nervous system development; regulation of transcription by RNA polymerase II
Cellular component (GO): nucleus
Molecular function (GO): RNA polymerase II cis-regulatory region sequence-specific DNA binding; DNA-binding transcription factor activity, RNA polymerase II-specific
Source: RefSeq, a predicted model, not a curated record